Molecule: messenger RNA, 1227 nt
Organism: Colletotrichum scovillei
Lineage: Eukaryota; Fungi; Ascomycota; Sordariomycetes; Glomerellales; Glomerellaceae
Product: Snf7 family protein
Exons: 4
Coding region: 261-878 (205 amino acids)
Biological process (GO): endosome transport via multivesicular body sorting pathway; protein transport; late endosome to vacuole transport
Cellular component (GO): multivesicular body; ESCRT III complex
Source: RefSeq, a predicted model, not a curated record
CCUGGGGGUCCGGUUCUAGGUACUGCCUAAUGUCUGGCUAUCCUUUACACUACAAACAUUUGCUGUCACUUUUGCGCAACAUCACCUAAACCUCGCUACGCACCUUCAGACAUACGCAUCCAAACAACGAACCCCCCGAAACCAUCGAAAUACUGCUUGUCGUACGCUUCCGACCGUCCGCCGACUCAAGAUAACCCCUCGUUAGAGACCCCGCCACUCCGUUUGUCUCCGACUUCCGACCCGAUAAGCAAACAGUCACCAUGUCGAACCGCGCACUUGCCCGCGAUAUGCAGGUCGAAUUCCAGGCACGAUUCCAAGCGAAGCAAGCCCGGAGAGAAGCGCAAAAGGCCGCUAAACAAGACCCUAUACUGAAGAAGCAGAUUCAAGAUCUGCUCAAGAAGGGGGAGACGGCAAAAGCCUACCAAAAGGCCAAAAUGCUUCUAUCUAAGCAGGCCUUGGCUCAACAGAUGGACCAGAUGGCUGACAUGGCCGAGCUUUCUGCCGCCCAAAUUCAAGCCAACAAUUCCAUGAAUCGCAUGACACACAUGAUGGGUCAAUCAUCUCGUACUAUGUCUGUGGCACAGAAGAACAUGAACCCCGAAAAGACCCUCGUCACCCUCGAGCAGUUCAAGCAACAGAACGAAGAGUAUGCAGUUUCAAACGGCAUCUAUCAGGACGCCAUUUCGCAGACUACCAGUGCACAAGUGUCCGAUGACGCUGUACACGAGCUGCUGGGCAAGCUGGCCGAUGACGCUGGAGUGCAGCUCAAUGCUGAACUCAACAGUGCGGCGCCGGCCAAGGAAGAGCUUGUGUCUGCCGAGCCUACUGCAGAGGAGGAAGAUGCGUUGCAGCAGCGACUACGUGCGCUGAGGGCUUGAGUUUAGGGUGGAAUAGCGUUGAUUUGAGCAUGAUGGGAUGGCUUCACUCGUUUGGUACAUUGGGAACUAGGCGUUAUACCGGGCGUGGGCACGCGCACAACACAUUUCGUAUUGAGAAGAGUAGCAGGUCUUGAACGAACCUCUGGCGCAAAGUCAGCUUUCGAAGCGAGAUUGAGGCGGCUGAGGGGAUGACCACUUUGUUUAAUCCUUAAACUAAAGUAAACUAAACUGGACCAGCUCUCAUCAACCUCGAGCCAAAAACCGAGCAUGUGCUUGCUGCUCACAUGCAGAACAAGGUCUACAUAUACAGACUGGCAACUGCCGUGAUAUCGCGCUUGAUCAUCUCUUG